Molecule: messenger RNA, 3191 nt
Organism: Chroicocephalus ridibundus (black-headed gull)
Lineage: Eukaryota; Metazoa; Chordata; Aves; Charadriiformes; Laridae
Gene: LTO1
Product: LTO1 maturation factor of ABCE1
Exons: 5
Coding region: 80-508 (142 amino acids)
Source: RefSeq, a predicted model, not a curated record
CAGUGGCACCGGCGGCUCCCGGCCCCUCCGGCUUGCCGUCGUUUCCCGGCACGCAAAGCGGACGGGCUUUGGCGGCGCCAUGGCGGCGGAGGCCGCGUUGCCGAGUUCGGAUAUGUUCGAUGAGAUCGUGAUGGCUGACGAGAGGUUUCAUGGUGAGGGGUAUGAGGAGGGGUAUGCUGAAGGCAGUCACGUUGGAGUUGUUGAGGGACGGAGGUAUGGAUCGCUCCAUGGUGCCAAGAUGGGGUCUGAGAUUGGCUGCUACCUUGGGUUUGCCCUGACGUGGCAGUGUCUGCUCCAGAAAUGCAUGGAUGAAAAGAACAGCAAAAAGAUAAGGGCUCUGGAUUCAUUAAUAGGAAUGAUACAGAAAUUCCCGUAUGAAGACCCCACUUAUGAUAAGCUGCAAGAAGAUCUGGAAAAAAUCAGAGGAAAAUUUAAACAGGUUUGUUCAAUGCUAAAUAUUCAGUCUGAUUUUAGAAUUGGUACUGAAAGAUCUUCACUAACUUUUUGAAUAUAACAGAUGAAGAUAAACGUGGAUGACCAAAGAAGAAACACUAAAAGAACAGAUAACUGGAAAAGUGUUUGUCUACUCUUAUUUUAAACAAAAUCCAUACAGUGAAGAGGUGCUAAAUAUUACAGGAGAAAGGGAAAAGCAUUGAACUUGUAAUAGUACUACUUCUUUAACGUUUAUUAUGUCCAGGUUUUAUUUAGGAUCACUGAAACACCAUUGUGCAAACCUGUUAAAUAGAAAUAUUUGUUUUAAUUCCUCACUGGCCUCACACUGAUAGAUUAAUUCCUCAAAAGGAAAGCAUAUGCAUUUGCAAAGUUUCCUUAUUUAUAAAGGGUGUAAGCUAUUUAAAAAUCUGUGUAUGCAGAUCAUUCAGUUUACACGGUGUGUAGAUAUUUUAGGUGAAGUAAAAUAUAAUCAAUUGUUUGCAGACUUUGAAGUAGGAAACCUUUUUGUGGGUAAAGGGUAGAAUGACAAAUGAAGCCAGAAUGUGAAGGAGAAAGAUUAAAGAUUCCUGCUCAUAAAGUAGCUGCAGCUCAGGACAUGACACUUGAACUUUCUGCAGACUGAUCCAGUGUGGGGGAAAAACCCACCAACCCCCCCAAAAAGCUAGCAAUUUCAGUGAUCAGUGAGAGAAAUAUGACUACCAGAAGAAUUUUGAUACUGAUUUAUUAUUUAUUCGUACAUAUUAUCAAGGAAUAGCUUUUUAUUUUCAGUGUUGAAAAGACACUUUUUAGUCUCAUUCCAAAAAAUGGAUGCUGUCAGCUGAAUGUAUUCAACUAUGUUAGUUUAAGGUAAAUACAGUCAGCUGUUUUAUCUGAAAGAUGUGUUAGGUUGGGCUGCUAGAUGUCUUUGCAUACCAUUUGCCAGUGAAAUAAUGAAUUCCAGAAGACUUUUCAUCAGCUGUAACAUAGGCAUGUCUGGGGGAGUCUACGUGGCGUAGUGUGGCUUCAUAAGGAGAGAUCUGACUGAAGGACAUGUUUUAAUAUGGCCAUACCCUUGGGCAGCACGACUUUGUGCCAUCUAGACCUCACUUCUGUUUUACUUGUACAGCUUUUUUAUAAUAAAAAAUAUUUUUUUUUUUUUUAAUAUAAGAAAAUAAGUAACUUGAAUUUUUAAAAUGUUUGCUGUCUGUUCAUAUCUGGGAUAUGAAGGACAUGCUUUCUGCUAAAAUUUUUGGAUUUUGGACUCUGAAGAUAACAGUUUUGCUGACAGUACAGAGGGAGUUGUGUGCAUAUAUAUCAAUUUAUUUCAAAAUAAUCUUACUUUUUGUCUGUUUCCUGAGUAUGCCAGUACCAGAGGCUUUUCUUAAUAACUGAUUGCUGGCGUACUGUUUGGUUUUUGGUUUUUUUUGCUUAAUUAUCUUAUAUGUGUAAGCUUUCAAACAGCUUUGAUACUUACAGUGAGUGUCAGGGCCAUCUAGUGGAGGAGGCCGUUGUAUUGUGUAAGAAAGAUUAUAAGAUUUCACAAAUAUUUAUAUAGCUAGAAGUUGUUAAAAUAGAGUACAGAACAUAUGUAGGCAUGAUACAGCUCUUCUUGAGCACAGCUGGCUUUUAAUUGUGAUGCAGCUCAAACCCCUGGGAAACAGAACAAGCAGCAACCUGCAAGUACCUGAAAAUAGAAGCAAAAUAAAAUAGCACACCCUGUAAUCUCAGUACAUAGAUAGACACAGAACAAGAAGGUCGCAUAGUAGAGAAAAGAAAGCUAAUUUGACUUUGUAUCACUUCAGAGAAGUCCAGAUUUGAAAAAGUUGUCUCUGCAUCCACAAACCAGUUUCUUUUUGCAAAUCGAAUUAUUUUACCUGUUUACUUCAAAGUAAUGAAAGGUACUAGAUAUUCAGCUGUGAUUAACUUUGACUCAAAAUAUUUUGUUGUUGAAAUCCAUGAAUUAUGCUUUAAAUAAACUCCCCCUGGACCUUGGUCUAAAAAAAAAGGCAGUUUUGUUCUUCUGAAUGAUAGUACAAAGAGAAGUAAAUGCUGGAGGUCUAAGUAUUCAUGUUUUAAAAUGUGGCCUUUCUUGGAACCUUCGUACCUGUUUUACAAAGAUAUUUGUAAAAGCAAGGGAGGGGAUUUGAGAGCUCAAAAUAUCUGUGAAGGGUUUGAUUACUAGAAGUGUAUAAUAUGUAAGCUAUAUGCAAAAUAUUGGUUGUAUUGAAAUCAAAAUUAUUUUUGUUUAACUAAGGAGAGAAAGGAUCUUUGCAGACCGAGCGGUCAAUGACUGUUACUUUGCAAAUUGGUUUGGUGGCUAAUUUUCUUGCACUGCUUUAAUUUUAUGUAUAAUAAAUUUACAUUAUUACAAUAAAUUAUAUAUAUAUUAAAUAUAUAUAUAUACAUAUUUAACUAUAAAGAUUGUAGCAACCAGUAUUUCAAAUUGGGAUAUGCCAGGUUUAGGGUUGCCCGUUAGGUCUUUAGUUUAGCUCCGUAUGUCUGUACGUACUGAUGGAGUCUCUUAUUCCACGAGUUUGUAUUUUUCUGAAUAUCUUCUGUCUCAUGUCUUGUAUGGGCCCAAUGGUGUUUAUUAAAUGAGGUGUGGUUAAAAAAUCUGUUGGCUAUGCAGUUGUAUACUUUCUUUGGUGCCAACUUUUUAAACUGUUUUCUGCAGCAGAGUUGUGGGGGGUUUCUGUGUUGUCCAGGGCUGUAACAGUGGAGUCUUCGCGCUUCGGGGUGGUUUUAUACCUUAUUUACAG